ACCACGAGUGUGUUUACUUGCCGUGUGUUAGUGGUCCAUCUAUCUCCACUUUAUGCUCACCAGCCAGGCCUGAAGCACAUAUCCCGCCUUUGAAUGGUCCACUACAGAAUUGAAGACUCGUUUUAUCGGCGUUCAUCUGCUGCCACAUUUUCACGCCAAAAUAUGAACAGGUCAAAUGAUAAUCCUGUUAAAGAUGAUGACCAAGAGACAAGAUGCACGGCAGCUGCCGGUGAGCCAACAACUUUCUACUGAGCAGCAGGAGUGCUGCUCCAGUAUGGACCAGGAGGGUCCAGAACUUUGUCUCAUUAAAGAAGAAGAGGAGGACUCGUCAUAUAUCACUCUUGUCGAUGUGAAAAAUGAAGAUGAGGCGGAGCCGCCAACCAGCAAUUUGGCUCAUAGCGUAAAAACAGAGCCUGAUGGAAACUGUGAAGAAUCAGUUUCAUACAACUAUUUGGACACACCUCACCACCAGUGCUCUCUCUCUCCGGAAUCUGACACUGAUGACAGUGAAGACUGGAGAGAAACCAGCAACGUUCAGAAUCCAGAGGUUCAUGUCGGGGAGAAGAAGGCAGAUACUGAUCGGAAAUCAUUCAUGUGCUCUGGGUGUGGGAAAAAAUGUUCGUCAACAUCUGGACUCACAAAGCAUAGAAAAUCCUGCUGUGGAUCCUUGACUUGUUUGAUUUGUGGAAAGUGUUUUACAAAGAGAAAUACUCUUAAGAGUCAUAUGACUAUUCACAGUGGAGAAAAACCUUUCAGCUGUACUCAGUGUGGUUUAUGCUUUACACAGAAAGCAAACCUGAAAAGACACAUGGAAAUGCACAUAGGUGAAAAACCCUUCAGCUGCUCUCAGUGUGGGAAUUGUUUUACACAAAGGGGGAACCUGAAGAGACACAUGAGAAUUCACACAGGAGAAAAACCUUUCAGCUGCUGUCACUGUAAUACAUCAUACACACUCAGAGAAAGUCUGAAAGAUCACAUGAGAAUACACACAGGUGAAAAACCCUUCAGCUGUUCUCAGUGUGGUAAAUGUUUUACACAAAGAGGCACCCUGAAGAAACACUUAAAAAUCCACACAGUUGCUAUUAGUGUGUAAAUGUUUUCCACUGAUGAAAAACUUCUAUUUGCUCUAGAUGUGGUGAAUGUAUAUGGACUCUAACACCACACAUGAGAAUUCACCUUGGAGCUGUUUUGUGUAGUAGAUGCUUUAAGUUGAGUGAACUACUGUCUUUUGACCUUGGAAAUGAAUAUGUCAUCAUUACAGUUUGAGGGAGAAAAACAUCACUGUACUGGUUCCUACGCUACUAUACUAUAACUAAUGCAAUAUGAAACACCUUCACCUUCACCUUCUUCUGCCGCUUAUCCGGGGUCGGGUCGCAGAGGCAGCAUUCGGAGCAAGGAAGCCCAAACUUCCCGGUCCGCACAAACCUCCUCCAGCUCCUCCCGGGGGAUCCCGAGGCGUUCCCAGGCCAGACCGGAGACAUAAUCUCUCCAGCGAGUCCUGGGUCUUCCCCGGGGUCUCCUCCCGGAAGGACAUGCCCGGAACACCUCCCCAGGGAGGCGUCCAGGGGGCAUCCGGAUCAGAUGCCCGAGCCACCUCAGCUGGUUCCUCUCGAUGUGGAGGAGCAGCGGCUCCACCCCGAGCUCCUCCCGGAUGACCGAACUCCUCACCCUAUCUCUAAGGGUGCCCCCAGCCACCCUGCGGAGGAAACUCAUCUCAGCCGCUUGUAUCCGCGAUCUCAUCCUUUCGGUCACUACCCAAAG
This is a messenger RNA of Synchiropus splendidus (mandarinfish), 1761 nucleotides long. RefSeq names its product gastrula zinc finger protein XlCGF42.1-like. Gene Ontology annotation, biological process: regulation of transcription by RNA polymerase II. The transcript is spliced from 2 exons. The record is from RefSeq and is a predicted model, not a curated record. NCBI's taxonomy places the organism in Eukaryota, Metazoa, Chordata, Actinopteri, Syngnathiformes, Callionymidae. Gene Ontology annotation, molecular function: RNA polymerase II cis-regulatory region sequence-specific DNA binding; DNA-binding transcription factor activity. Bases 176 to 1093 code for a protein of 305 amino acids.